GUCGGCGGCGGCUCGGUCUCCUCGCGAGAGAGGGCGAGGUUUCCGGUGUUGUGACUGCGGGGCCGUAAACAUGGCGGUGAGCCUCCGCGCCCGCUCGCUGAGGCACCUCCGCAUCCGAGGUCGGAAUGACAGCGGCGAGGAGAACGUCCCGCUUGAUCUCAGCCGAGAACCCUAUGAUAACUUGAGGGAGAUUCUCCAAAAUGUGGCCAAAUUACAAGGUGUUUCAAAUAUGAGAAAACUAGGCCACUUGAAUAAUUUUACUAAGCUUCUUUGUAAUACUGGCCACACUGAAGAAAAAUUAGGUUUUACCUAUGAUGACAUCAUAAUAUGUUUGCGAUUAGCUUUACUGAAUGAAGCAAAAGAGGUGCGAGCAGCAGGGUUGCGAGCCCUUCGCUAUCUCAUCCGAGACUCCAGUAUUCUACAAAAGGUGCUAAAAUUGAAAGUGGAUUACUUGAUAGCGAGGUGCAUUGACAUACAGCAGAGUAAUGAAGUAGAGAGAACACAAGCACUUCGAUUAGUGAGAAAGAUGAUCACUGUGAAUGCUUCCUUGUUCCCUAGCUCUAUUACUAAUUCAUUGAUAGCAGUUGGAAAUGAUGGCCUUCAGGAGAGAGACAGAAUGGUUCGAGCUUGCAUUGCCAUUAUCUGUGAACUAGCACUUCAGAAUCCAGAGGUGGUAGCUCUUCGGGGUGGACUAAGUACCAUCUUGAAAAAUGUGAUUGAUUGUCAAUUAAGCCGAAUAAAUGAGGCUCUCAUAACUACAGUUUUGCACCUCCUUAAUCAUCCAAAGACUCGACAAUAUGUACGAGCAGAUGUUGAAUUAGAGCGAAUUUUAGCUCCAUAUACAGACUUUCACUACAGGCACAAUCCGGACACAGCAGAAGGGCAGCUGAAAGAGGACAGAGAGGCACGCUUCCUAGCUAGCAAAAUGGGAAUAGUGGCAGCAUUUAGAUCAUGGGCAGGUAUUAUCAGUUUAUGCAAGCCUGGCAACUCUGGUAUCCAGUCUCUUAUUGGGGUACUUUGUAUACCAAAUAUGGAAAUACGGCGAGGUCUACUUGAGGUUCUUUAUGAUAUAUUUCGCCUUCCUCUCCCUGUUGUGACAGAAGAAUUCAUAGAAGCCCUUCUCAGUGUAGAUCCAAGUCGGUUUCAGGACUGUUGGAGACUUUCUGAUGGUUUUGUAGCAGCUGAAUCUAAAACUAUAUUACCCCAUCGAGCCAGAUCAAGACCUGACCUCAUGGAUAAUUAUUUGGCUUUGGUUCUUUCGGCUUUUAUUACUAAUGGACUUUUAGAAGGUCUGGUUGAAGUAAUUACAAGCAGUGAUGACCAUGUGUCUGUUAGAGCAACAAUCCUGUUAGGAGAACUUUUGCACAUGGCAAACACAAUCCUUCCUCAUUCGCAUAGCCAUCACUUGCACUGCUUACCAACGCUAAUGAAUAUGGCAGCAUCAUUUGAUAUCCUGAAGGAGAAAAGACUACGAGCCAGUGCUGCGCUAAAUUGCUUAAAACGCUUUCAUGAGAUGAAGAAACGAGGACCUAAACCUUACAGCCUCCAUUUAGAUCAUAUUGUUCAGAAGGCAAUCUCAACACACCAAAAAAGGGAUCAAUACCGUGUGCAGAAAGAUAUCUUUGUUUUAAAGGAUACAGAGGAAGCACUUGUAAUGAAUCUUAGAGAUAGUCAAGUACUUCAUCAUAAAGAGAACCUUGAGUGGAAUUGGAAUUUGAUAGGGACCGUACUUAAGUGGCCAAAUGUAAAUCUAAGGAACUAUAAAGAUGAACAGUUGCACAGGUUUGUCCGACGACUGCUGUAUUUUUACAAGCCUAGCAGUAAAUUGUAUGCCAACCUGGAUCUGGAUUAUGCCAAAUCUAAGCAACUCACUGUUGUGGGUUGCCAGUUUACUGAAUUUCUUCUUGAAUCUGAAGAGGAUGGACAAGGCUAUCUGGAGGAAUUGGUAAAAGAUAUUGUGCAUUGGCUCAACUCUUCCUCUGGAAUGAAACCAGAACGCAGUCUUCAGAACAAUGGGUUACUAAGCACCCUUAGUCAGCACUACUUUCUGUUUUUUGGUACACUCUCCUGUCACCCUCACGGAGUGAAAAUGCUUGAAAAAUGCAAUGUGUUUCAGUGUCUUCUUAAUCUCUGCUCCUUGAAGAACCAAGAUCACUUACUAAAACUGACAGUUUCUAGUUUGGAUUACAGCAGAGAUGGGUUAGCAAGAGUCAUCCUUUCCAAAAUUUUAACUGCAUCUACUGAUAGCUGCAGGUUAUAUGCAACAAAACAUUUACGAGUAUUGUUGAGGGCCAAUGUAGAAUUCUUUAGUAACUGGGGGAUUGAAUUACUGGUGACCCAGCUGCAUGAUAAAAAUAAAACCAUAUCUUCUGAAGCACUUGAUAUCUUAGAUGAAGCAUGUGAAGAUAAGGCCAAUCUUCAUGCCCUUAUCCAGAUGAAACCUGCUCUCUCCCAUCUUGGAGACAAAGGGUUGCUUUUGCUUCUAAGAUUUCUGUCCAUUCCAAAGGGAUUUUCCUAUCUAAAUGAGAGAGGUUAUGUAACAAAACAAAUGGAGAAAUGGCAAAAGGAGUACAAUUUAAAAUAUGUUGAAUUAAUUGAAGAACAACUUAAUGAAGCACUUACCACUUACCGUAAACCUAUUGAUGGUGAUAACUAUGUUCGUCGGAGCAACCAAAGAUUACAGCGGCCACAUGUCUACCUGCCAGUUCACCUUUAUGGCCAACUGGUGCACCACAAAACAGGCUGUCAUUUGUUGGAAGUUCAGAGUGUUGUCCCAGAUUUAAGUUACACUGUUCGUUCCCCGAUGUUGGAUAAGUGGGAAGGAAUUAAACAUCUGAAAGCAGCCCUUUGGGCCUUGGGAAACAUCGGAUCAUCAAAUUGGGGCCUUAACUUGCUUCAAGAAGAGAAUGUGAUUCCUGACAUAAUGGCACUUGCCCAGCACUGUGAAGUUCUGUCCAUUAGGGGAACCUGUGUCUACGUGGUUGGUCUAAUAGCCAAAACUAAACAAGGUUGUGACAUUCUGAAGCAGCACAAUUGGGAUGCAGUGAGACACAGUCGUAGACAGCCGUGGCCAGUAGUCCCUGAUGACAUGGAGCAACUCUGCAAUGAACUCUCUUCUAUACCCAGCACUCUUAGCUUGAACUCGGGUUCCACCAGUUCUAGGCAUAACAGUGAAAGUGAAUCUGCACCAUCAAGUAUGUUUAUCCUGGAGGAUGACCGGUUUGGCAGUACUUCUACUAGCACAUUUUUCCUGGAUAUCAAUGAGGAUGCAGAACAAACAUUUUAUGACAAACCUGGACCCUUAAAGGAUAAGGAUCGUAGUCCUUUUCCCUUUUUUGCUUCUAGCAGAUUUGUGAAGAAUCGCAUCCUAAAUUCACUUACUUUGCCUAAUAAAAAACAUAGAAGUAGCAGCGAUCCUAAAGGAGGCAAACUGUCAUCAUCAGACAGUAAAUCAGGCUUGAGACGAAAUCGUACAGUAACAGAGCCUUCCAGUAGUAUAGACUUUACUCCUGGGGAUGAAUUCACUUCUGGGUUCAGAGUUCCUAAAAUCCAUACUUUACGCUUAGAAACUUCAUUUGUUGGGAGCAAGAACAUGGAAGAUACAGGUAGUACCCCAAGUAUUGGAGAAAAUGAUCUAAAGCUGCCAAAAGGUCUUGGAAAUGAAAAUCACAGAGAAAACACAAGCAGAGAGAGACUAAUAGGAGAUGGUUCUACACAAACACAUUUCAAGAGUCGUAGCUUAAGUUUUAAUACAGAUACCACAACAAGUGGCAUAAGCUCAAUGAGUUCAAGUCCGUCAAGGGAGACGGUGGGUGUGGACACUACAAAUGUAGACACUGACUGUGGAAGUUUGAGUACUGUGGUAAGUACAAAAACAGUUAAAACAAGCCACUAUUCAACACCACAAUCUAACCACCUGCCUCUUUCAAAAUCAAUUUCUGUAUCCCUGGUGCCACCAGGGUCUUCUCAUACGCUUCCUCGAAGAGCACAGUCCCUUAAAGCUCCUUCUCUUGCUACCAUAAAGAGUCUUGCUGACUACAACUUUAGUUAUACAAGUUCUCGAGAUGCCUUCGGCUACGCUACACUGAAACGCUUACAGCAGCAAAGGAUGCAUCCUUCACUGUCGCAUUCGGAAGCCUUAGCAUCUCCAGCAAAGGAUGUGCUGUUUACUGACACUAUUACCAUGAAGUCUGGGAGCUUGGAUUCUCGGCUAACGCCAAGCAGGUUCAUGAAAGCUUUAAGUUAUGCCUCGCUAGAUAAAGAAGAUUUAUUAAGCCCUAUUAACCAAAACACACUGCAGCGUUCCUCCUCUGUUCGGUCCAUGGUGUCCAAUGCUGCGUAUGGUAGUACUGAUGAUUACAUUGGCCUUGCUCUCCCAGUGGAUAUCAAUGAAAUAUUUCAGGUUAAGGAGACUCCUUAUUUCCAAAAGAAAACCAUGCCUCCAUUUGAUGACCGUGGAACUAGAGUCUUUGCAUCUGAUGUAGGAGGCCAUCCAUCUGGGACUGCGGAUGUUGUCAAAAGUCCCUUCCAAAUGCUUAGACAGCAGAUCAGCCUCACAGAGAUAAUGAAUACAAGUCGUUCAGAUGCCUCUCAGUUUUUAGAAAACACAGAAGACACUGGGUUACAGGAGCACACAGAUGAUAACUGCCUUUAUUGCGUUUGUAUCCAGAUACUGGGAUACCAGCAGAAUAACAGGGUGAACACUGGAUAUAGUCAUACAGAUUUUCCUGACAUUCCAUAUUCUGAUUGGUGUGGGCAGACCAUACAUAAUCACUUAGAUGUGGUUUCUCAUUCCUCAAAAUUUUCUGGGAUUUCAGGAUGUAGUGAUGCAGUAUCCCAUGGUUCAGCUAGUAGUACCAAGAGUGCAGAUCUUGUACUAGGAGUAAAGUCAAUUCCAGAUGAUACACCAGUGUGCCGAAUACUGCUGCGAAAAGAAGUCUUACGCUUAGUAAUCAAUUUGAGUAGUUCAGUAGGAACAAAAGGUCAUGAAACUGGACUCCUAACCAUUAAAGAGAAAUUCCCCCAAGCAUUUGAUGACAUCUGCCUUUACUCUGAGGUGUCCUACUUGCUAGCACACUGCACAUUUCGACUGCCAUCUCGAAGGUUCAUUCAGGAGCUAUUUCAAGAUGUACAGUUUUUACAAAUGCAUGAAGAAGCAGAGGCUGUUCUAGCAACACCACCAAAACAACCAGUAAUUGACACAUCAGCUGAAUCCUGACCUCAGUUUUGUACAGUGCAUGGUAUAUGGACUAGCUGAAAGCCUCAGACAACUUCUGAUUGACUGGACAGCAAAGAUAGGAGCACCAUCUCCUAGACAGUUCCAGAAAUUACUGGUACAUGAAGAGUGAAUUGAAGACUUUUCGCAACAAAAAUCACUGCCCCAGCCCUCUGAGCCCUUGAGGAAUUGUAACUCAUUACCAUAGUUUUAAUAAUAAUAAUUACCAAUAUAUGCAAGAAACAAGCACUGAACACCUGCACAGAUUUUCAUUUCAUUUUUAAUAUGACAGUUAAACAAUAUACGACAGUGUGCAGAGACCUCUUUUAAAUGGUUGACUUCAAAUUCUGUUCCAGAUAAGCAGAAUGAUGCCUUGCUUAUUAACCCCUGGACACCAGGAGUUAGGGUACACGAGAGUAUAUUCCAUUGCCGACAGUGGGGCAUACUGUAACCAUGGACACCAAGGGACUAACGUUGGGCCUUCUAUGUUAGUUUUCCUAAUGUUUGUAACACUACUUGAGGGGUUCAUAACCUCAGAUAGAAAGAAAAGCCUCCAUGAAUCUGGGGGUUUCUUAUAAGUUAUUUUAAUGUUACUAUAGUUGCAAGAGUUAUUUUAUUAGCACUCUCUCCAGUUUUGUGGCAAUUACAUACAACAUGUUAUCUAAAUUGGUUAAGGAUUUUCACUACAGUUUCUGAUUUAAAAAACAACAAAUCACUUUUUAAAUUUGAUUGUUUUCCCUGUACAUUAUGCAUGUGGUGUUUAGGAUUUCUAUAUUCAUGCUCAUGUAUUGUGAACAUUGGUCUUAUUCUUAAAUGAAAAUCUUUAACAAGCAUGAUUUGUAUCAGAUGGGGUGAAUACUGUAUCAGCUAGACUAGAAAACAUUUGAUCAUUGUUGCUUUUUUGGUAAAAUACAUGGUAGUAGGUAAUUUCCACAUUCCAUGGGAAACAUUUUUCUAAAACAAACCUUUGCUUUAAUUUUCAUAUGUCUGACUGAUCACCGGAUAAUGCUAAUAAUUGUAGUGAAAAGCCUUAAGUACCAAAUUUUGAAAGAGCAGUACUUUAAUUUUAUAUUGGUGUUCUUUAGAUCUUUUGCACAAUUUACUUGAUACAAUGACCGAUAAAUGGGUACAAUAACUGCCUUCAUCAUGUUAUUAGUGAGGCCGAUAAAUUGAGUGCAACCUAAAAAACAAAAACAAAAACUUUUAUGUAUCUAAAGAGAUUUGGAAGCCUUUACAAGAAUUAAAUACAAAUAUAUGCAAAUUUGUAUAUACAGUAGCAUGGCCACCUUCAUUAGAAAGCUUGGUUUUGAUAUGUGAAUCAUUCAGCUGGACUGUAUUAGAUAGAACACCUUUUUAACCCAGUCACUUUUACCUUUUUUAUAAUUAAAGUGUCAGAUUAGAUAGUUUAGAUGAAGAUAGGUUAAAUUUAUCCCAAUAUUUCAUAACCCUCAUGUUACCUAAUUAAUUAAUGUGCUAUUGGAGAUUUCCAUAGAUAGCCCUGUGAGCUAAUAAGAGCAAAACACAUUUCCUAAUGAAAUGUAAAAUUAAUUUGAUCAUAUUGGAAAUUCAUUUUGGGGACAAAACAAUAUCAUCUUGUUGCCUAACAUUGCUUUGCAGAAUUCAUUUAACUGAGUGCACUGCAUGCAAACACCUGACAGCAAAGCAGUUGCAGGGCUACAAACUGCUUCUCUCACAGUAAAAUUUAGUUCCCUGAGUUUUUCAUCUUUUCAUGAGAUCCCAUUGAAGGAAAGAGCAGAAGGAAACCACUUUAACUCUUACCAUCAAUGACACCAAUAACAGUAUAACGUAUCUAUGAAAUAUAUUUGAUAAUGGAAAACAUUACCCAACAGUAGUUAUUUGGACUUCUCUGGUCUUAAGAAUAAAUAUUUCUGCAAAACCAAAAUAACCACAAUAUAAGAAAUAGUGAUAUAAACUCCAAAGCAAAUAAUGUAGUAUUCCCACCAAAAAUGGGAUUAGCAUAUGUUGUACAGUAGUUUCCAACACUACCUCAGUUAGGAUAGAGUAUGAACUCUUUGUUUUAAUAACUCUAGAUGGUGUUAAAUCAAAUAAAUCUGUUUAUUUUUCUGCAGUUAAGGCAAUGUAAACCAUUUAUCUACCUUUAUCUAAAAAAACAAAACUUUGUCACCAUUUUUAUCGACAGUAUAGAAAGAACAUUAGAAAGGUGUCUCAAUAAACAAAAAGUAAGCAAAUGAAGAUUUCAAUAUACUUUUAAAAAUUGAUGCUACUCUGUUAACUCCUCUGUUCACCGCCAGGUCUGGAUCCUCCGCCUUUGAAUGCUUAUGUAUUCUGAAGUACACAAUUAUGUGGGGAAUCAUUACACCAAGAAGUUAACGUAUGGAAACGUUGCUGAAAACUUAAGGGUUGAUCUCUAUGGUAGCAGAAGAUUAAUUUUUCAAGUAUCUAUAUCAAUGUUAGUAAAUUUCAACAAAAUAUGCAUAAUAGAUGUAAUGUCAGUACUGUAAGCUUCAUAGAUAUGGCAUUUCUAGAACUAACUUACAUUUAGUUCACACUAAUUUUUAAUGUUAAUUGACAAAUGAAGGGGUACUGUAUGAUUUGGAGUAAUUUGUGACAUUUGCAUUAGUUAUAAGCUGUGAAUUUCGAAUUUUAGAGUGAAUUUUCAAAAUAUCCUUUUGCAAAGUUCCUAAUUUAAGAGCAUUUAUUCUGCUCCUUUAAUAACAUUUAGAUAUAUUUACAUAAAGAGAAAAAAAUAAGAAUUGUAAAAUGCAGCUCAUUUUAACCCUAAUUGAAAAUCCCUAUGCUUACCCCCACCCCAUUUUAGAAGGAGACACGAAAAGCUGACACUCUGCUCACUCUGUAUCUUUCCAAACCUAAAGAUUUGUGAUGUUGUUGAAUACCUGCUAAACCCUAUAGCAUUCAGUUACAGUAUUUGCAUUCUAAGUAUACUCCCAAGAGUUGCAUUUGCUGUGACAUAGAACUCCUGAAUGAAUAAAUAUUACAGUAUGGCCACAAUUUUCAGAGGAGGGUCCCUGAAGUUAAACACCUAAAGCCAUAUGUAGGCAUCUAGAUUAGAGGUCCAGUAUUCAAAGGUUUUAAACACUCCUAGCUCUCUGAUUUCAAGAAGAGUUGCAGUAGAUCAUCACUUACCUAUGCCUAGGUGUGCACAUUCAGUAAUUUUGGCCAUUGGACAUAAAGUAUGUGAGAAACAGAAUAGUUCUCAUCAACGAAUUUCCCUGUUUAAUCUGAUCUUAAAUAUUUACCUACAGAUGUCUUCUGUUUUUUUUUAUGACACACUAAAAUGACAAGGUAUUCAAUAGUUUACACCAUAAAAGCUUACUUGUCUAGAGAUUUUUGGAGGUGGGGGAGUGACUUGGGGGUUGGGUUGAAACACUCAGAAGUAAGUUGCAUUUAUAUACAUCUUAAAGUAUGUACCAGGCAGCAGUGAGAAAUCAUUCAUAUAUUUUAUCAUUAUUCUUAAAAACAUAUGCAGUGAGCUUGAAUGUGAAUCUAAUUUGUGGUGAGAGGGAGUUGAACAAAAAACAGUAACAGCUAUGAUAGUAGUAUAAGGAAGAGAAAUAAUUAUUCUAGAAAUAGUUCUAAAACAUUUAGAGAAUGAAUUAUGAGUAAUGAGUGGUAAAAAUUUUCAGAUGCUUCCACUUCAGUCUGCACUGUUGUAAUCCACAGUUGCUUUUCUAGAUCUGGGCAAAUUUAUGUAACAUUGUAAAGUGAAUGUACAUUCAUGAUGAGGAAUCCUUCUUCAUGGAAGAAGUUUAGAUUAAGUUUGGAAAUGUCUCCUCUAGCCCUCUACCCAUGCCCUUGCUGCUCUUACACAGAAGGUUCUAACAAGUUGUGCUUCGCUGUGGAGGCAGCUGAAAAGGUUCUGUGAUCUUUUUCAGUUACAUUCACUUAUACCACUCUGUGCUUAUUUACAGGUAUACUAGUACGGAAAGUAAAAUCCUAAAUUUAUGAAAUACCUUUGGGAACAUGUUAGAAACUGUGUUAGAGUUUUCCCCUUGGUAGGAAGUGGAAAAGGUUAGCCUUUUGUUUCUUUGAUUUGUUUGAUUAUUAGCUCCAUGUUCUGAUUUCCUAGAUAUUUUUAUUCAAAACAGAUUUUUAUGUUCAUUAAAGAAUGUGGAUUUUCUUUGGACUAUUUUUGUAAAAUAGGCGGAUAGCAAUGCCACAGCAUGCAGAAAUUGCACAUUUUGCUUGACUUGCUUUGUAAAAUACACUAUUUAAUUUGAGAAAUGUAAUUUAUGCCAAAAAAGUGUAACUUGCCAUUUUGCCACUGAAUAGGUUGUUUUAGCACAAAAUGCAAUGUCUUAGGGGGAAAAGGCAGACAUUUUGUAGAUGUAGUUGAAAAAAUGUUCCAAUAUUGGCUGUCAGUAUCCCUAAAACUGCAUUAUAAGAGAUGAUGUAAAUUAGUCUUUCUGAAGAGGGAAGGGAUUGUUAAAAUCUCAAGACUUAUUUUCCCUGCCCCAUGUGGUUUCUUUACUUUUUUUAUUAUUAUUUAGUAAUACGCUGCUACAUAUUUGGAGUUUCUAGUGUUUGUAGGUCACUGAACAGACAUUGAAAUCUGAUUUAUAUUGUAUACCUGUAACAUAGAAAGAAAAAAGUAUUUAUAUAUUUUCCGUAAGAAUAUUUCAUUGAGCUGUGUAUAAUUUAAACAGAGGCUUGUCUCAACAUGGCUUUGCCCACCUUGAUCUUUUUUUGUGUUUUUUGGUUUUUGUAUAGUGCGUACAGUUCAUGUCCAUGGGCAUUAAAAGCCUCCUGAAGUAUAAUCUUAUCAAAGGGAUGCAUUGUUAAUAAAAUGCUUAAACUAC
Messenger RNA from Mauremys mutica (yellowpond turtle), 10014 nucleotides. It is a transcript of the gene RICTOR, whose product is annotated as RPTOR independent companion of MTOR complex 2. The transcript is spliced from 38 exons. Gene Ontology annotation, molecular function: protein serine/threonine kinase activator activity. The record is from RefSeq and is a predicted model, not a curated record. NCBI's taxonomy places the organism in Eukaryota, Metazoa, Chordata, Testudines, Geoemydidae. Gene Ontology annotation, cellular component: TORC2 complex. Gene Ontology annotation, biological process: TORC2 signaling; positive regulation of phosphatidylinositol 3-kinase/protein kinase B signal transduction. Bases 71 to 5218 code for a protein of 1715 amino acids.